AAAAUUUAUUAAUUAAUGUGUAGUGAGUAUGAUAGUGAGUGUUAGGACAUCUGGCUUGUAGGACAGGCAUGCAUGAUAAGUUGAACCAUAAUUAUUUGUCUUAGUUCUUUACCAUAUAAAAGGCAACAGAAUUCAAGGUCAGUCAGAUUGAACCGGUUAAAGCUCAGUUUUUUGGAGUUAAGCUACUUAAAGGCAUAGUUCACCCAAAAAUGAAAAUCAUCUCACCCUCAUACCAUCCCAGAUGUGAUUUCUAGAAGAAUAUCUCAGCUCUGAAGGUCCAUACAAUGCAAGUGAAUUGUGACCAGACCUUUCAAGCUCCAAAAAUCACAUAAAAGCAGCAUAAAGUAUGUUACUUUUAGAAUGUGAAAGCGGAGAUUCAUAGUAAAAAAAAAAAAAGGGAACUAUUUAAAGGGAAAAAUAUUUAUCUGUUUCUCACCCACACCUAUUAUUGUUUCUGAAGGCAUAGAUUUAACCACUGGAGUCAUAUGGAUUACUUUUAUUCUGCCUUUAUGUGAUUUUUUUUGGAACUUGAAAGGUCUGGUCACCAUUAAUUUUCAUUGAAAGGACCUACAGAGUUGAAAUAUUCUUCUAAACAUCUUCGUUUGUGUUCAGCAAAAGAAAGAUACUCUUCUGGCAUGGCAUGAGGAGUCACACGCAUAACCUGUUGCUGGCUGCAGGAUGUUCUUGACUUUGGCACUUUUUCGGAAGGGGAUCCCAGGAAAGCAGUGGAUUGGGAAGCAUCGUCGGCCUCGUGCAGUCACCUGGCAGAUGAAGCGGAAUAUGGUGGAACGCCUGGAGCAGGAAGCAGAGAAUGAAUACUGGAUCAGCCGGCCGUUCAUGACAUUAGAGCAGGAGAGAGGCCAUGCAGCACAGAGACGGGAGUGGAUGUCACUUCAAAUCAAAGCUGCACGACAAGCCAAGUUCCCUGAACACAAAUACAUUGCAGACCAAUUGAACCACUUGAACAUCACCAAGAACUGGUCCAGCUAACCAGGACACCAAAGACUGAUGGUGCAGAUCUCUGGCUUUUGAGAGGGAGCAGAAAUUAAUUUUCUGUUUGUGCAAGUUAUAUUGGGCAACUGUAUGUGAUAUUGGCUGUGUUUAUAAAUGAUAU
Messenger RNA from Xyrauchen texanus (razorback sucker), 1114 nucleotides. RefSeq names its product ribosomal protein 63, mitochondrial-like. Gene Ontology annotation, cellular component: mitochondrial ribosome. Lineage: Eukaryota; Metazoa; Chordata; Actinopteri; Cypriniformes; Catostomidae. The transcript is spliced from 2 exons. The coding region runs from base 679 to 990 and encodes 103 amino acids. The record is from RefSeq and is a predicted model, not a curated record. Gene Ontology annotation, molecular function: structural constituent of ribosome. Gene Ontology annotation, biological process: mitochondrial translation.